AUGGAGCCUGCAGCCGAGACCAGCGCUGCAGGAGUUUCAGUCAAAGAUGACCUUUCAGAAAAAUGUCAGAAGUUAUUUCUCGAGUUCUUGGAGGAGUAAGUUGUUUAUAUUUAUUGGACAAGCCCAAUAAUAGUGCUUAAUACCAGUGAUAAUCAAUGUGUAAACUCACCCCUCACUUUUACACACAGGUUUCAGGACACAAACGGGGAGCUUUUGUAUCUACCUGAUGCUGAGGAGCUCAUUCGACCAGAGAGAAACACACUGACUGUGAACUUCACCAACAUUGAGCACUUCAAUCAGCAACUAGCUACCACCAUUCAGGAGGAGUAUUACAGGUAAUUGAAUUGCUAAUUUGGUAGGCCUGCCCAAAAAACUCUCAUUCUAUUUCUCCAUUGAACCAGCAAGUUACAGAACAUUUCAAUUUUGCAGAUAAAUGUGUUGUUUUACAGUGUCAGCCAUAGUAGUGCGUCCCUGGAGUAAAUUAAGGUUAAGUGCCUUGGUCAAGGGCACAGACAGAUUUUUCACCUCGUUGGCUCGGUUAUUCGAACCAGUGACCCUUUCAGUUACUGGCCCAUCGUUUUAACUCCCAGGCUACCUGCUACUUGUCCAUGUUUUGCCAUCCCCAGGGUAUACCCAUUCCUAUGCAGAGCAGUGCGCCACUUUGCAAGAGAUCAUGGGAACAUACCAGCAGCCAAAGAGUUCUAUGUGGCCUUCUCUGACUUUCCAUCAAGACAAAAGUAAUGAUCAAACUACUGAGCCAGAUUUCUCUGACUACAUUACACUUAAAAUGAGAUUAUUACUUACCUUGAGCGUUAAGUUGCUUGUAAUGUCCCUUGGCAGGAUCCGAGAGCUCUCCACGACCCGGAUCGGGUCCCUACUGCGUAUCAGUGGCCAGGUGGUGAGGACACACCCAGUGCACCCGGAGCUGGUCAGUGGUACCUUCCUGUGUCUGGACUGCCAGUCGGUCAUGAAAGAUGUUGAGCAGCAGUUUAAGUACACCCAGCCCAACAUUUGUAAGAACCCAGUCUGUGCCAACCGACGUCACUUCAUGCUGGACCCCAACAAGUCCCGUUUUGUGGACUUUCAGAAGGUAUGAAGAGGUUGGACUGGAUGAGUCCAACAGGCUGGAUUGACCCUCCAGCAGACAAUGAAACCAUAGCAUGAUAUAUCAACUCUCUAACUGUGUAUGCAUGUGUGCGCGUCUGUGUGUUCGUGUUCAUAUAGGUGCGUAUCCAGGAGACCCAGGCGGAGCUGCCUCGUGGCUCCAUCCCCCGCAGUGUGGAGGUGAUCCUGAGGGCAGAGGCUGUGGAGAUGGCUCAGGCAGGGGACCGCUGCGACUUCACCGGCACGUUGAUCGUCGUACCAGACGUCGCUGCGCUGGCUGUGUCAGGUGAGGAACUGCCUUCUACACACCAUGCCUUCUCUUACACACAAGAUGGCCUUCUGAGGGUCAAAGUCAUACAUGAAAAUGUAUGCACUCACUAACUGUAAGUCGCUCUGGAUAAGAGCGUCUGCUAAAUGACUAAAAUGUUAAAAAAAUGUAAAAACCAUUGCGAUGGAGCAUAAUAGUAACAUUCUCCCCUGUACUUUCUCCGUGUUUGCAAUGCAGGCACCAGGGCAGAGACCAGCAGCAGAGUGACUGGGGGGAGGCAGGGCUUUGAUGCAGAUGGGAUCCAGGGACUGAAGGCUCUAGGUGUCAGGGAUCUGUCCUACAGACUGGCCUUCCUAGCCUGCUACGUGGCCCCCACUAACCCUCGGGUUUGUCCAUUAGUUAAACAUUUAUUUAGAUUAAUAUAAACUUUAUUUAACAUGGGAAGAUCCCUCAAGUUUGAAACCUGUAGCGAGGAAGAAGGAUCUAGAGAUUAUGUAUAGUUAUAGAUUAUUUAAAUAGGAAAAACCACUGAACUGUGUUCCUGUGGGUAGUUUGGUGGUAAAGAUCUCCGCCAGGAAGACCAGACUGCAGAGAGUGUGAAGAACCAGAUGACUAUUCAGGAAUGGGAGAAGGUGUUUGAGAUGAGUCAGGACAAGAACCUCUACCAUAACCUCUGCACCAGCCUCUUCCCCACUAUACAUGGUAUGGAGGGAAUAUCUUGUGCUAUUUACUUGGAAAUUGAGUAGAUUUGUCACGUAAAAAACUGUUAAAACAUCUGUUUUGAAAUGCACUGCCGAACCUGAGAAAAUAUUACAGGGAAUAACGAGAUCAAGCGCGGAAUCCUAUUGAUGCUCUUUGGCGGUGUUGGCAAGACUACCAUGGAGGGCACAUCUCUGAGGGGGGAUAUUAACGUUUGCAUCGUUGGGGACCCCAGUACCUCCAAGAGCCAGUUCCUCAAGUAAAUCACCAAGCACUAUCCUAUUUGUAUAACCAACAGAUGUGAUAUUUGAAAUUGAGGAUCAAAUCUGUUUUUUAAAUGUUUUAACAGAAGCAUUUCGAGUUGUUUACUUGUGUUGCACAGGCAGUGUUGCUAGUCUCUGGAGGUCUCAUUAUUCCUCAUAGCAAAGGAGCCUACUACAUGAUGGAAGCAGGAGUGGUGUGGAUGUUUUAUGAGGUGAAAGGUUGGUGUUAACUCUGAUGUGCCCUACCUCAGACACGUGGAGGACUUUGCGCCCAGGGCAGUCUACACUAGUGGGAAGGCCAGCAGCGCAGCCGGGUUGACAGCAGCUGUAGUGAAAGAUGAGGAGUCCCAUGAGUUUGUCAUCGAGGCUGGGGCCCUCAUGUUGGCGGAUAACGUAAGCAUUGUGUUCUAGUACGGGACAAUCAUCUUAUGCUUUUCUGUUUGGUCAUAUGUCCUCUGGGGGGCACUGUGCGAUUUGAUUUUACUCUGCACUGUUCUUUAUCAUCAUCCACAGGGAGUCUGUUGCAUUGAUGAGUUUGACAAGAUGGACUUGAAAGACCAGGUAGCAAUUCACGAGGCCAUGGAACAGCAGACCAUCUCCAUCACUAAGGCUGGAGUGAAGGUAUGCGAUGUGGGAAUAGAGCUGUAGCUGUACACACGCACACCCUCUGUCACACACACAAUUUAAUUCAGCAAUAGUUGUUAUUACUACUCAGUGCAGAGGGAGUAUCAAUGGUUUGAGUUGUGAUCCGUUUGACUGUAUUGUGUUAAGGCCACUCUGAAUGCUCGCACCUCCAUCCUGGCAGCUGCCAACCCCAUCGACGGGAGAUACAACCGCUCUAAGUCUCUGAAACAGAACGUCAACAUGUCAGCACCCAUCAUGUCCAGAUUUGACCUCUUCUUCAUUCUGAUUGAUGAGUGCAAUGAGGUAAGAGCAAAACCUUGGAAAACGAAAGUGGAAGGGGGAAAAGGUAAGGAACUUGUCUGUCGGCCCUGCAUUAAAGAUCAUAAUUGGUUAAAGAAAAUUGUGAUAAAUAAAAAAGUAUACCAGUUUCAUUUAAGGACCAAAGGAUUGACAGCCGUCCCAUACAGAUUGCAAAAUAGUUCGGAAGAGAUUUUUGACGUACCGAUUCCAUGGCACAUGGUUUAUGAACUGAUACGCAAAACGACGGCGGAUUCAAAACUUAGAAUUUUUCAAUUUAAAUUAUUAUACAACAUUUUUGCAACCAAUAGAAUGUUAUUUAUAUGGGGAAUAGUCUUCCCAGCUCUGCAGAUUUUGCUGCGAAGAGACAAUAAUUAGAUCAUUUGUUUUGGUGCUGUCCAUUUGUAGCUUGUUUUUGGUCACAGGUCCAGGAAUGGCUGAAUAAUUGCAAUAUUUACCUGGAGCUAACCCUGCAGAUAGCACUACUGGGUGAUCUGAAAAGUCAUAGUCAAUCGAUCAAUAAUAUAAUACUUUUAGCAAAAAUGUUUAUUUUCAAUUUACAAUCUGUAGAAACAAUGAGAAUAGAAGGGUCAUAACUUUUGUGAAACAGUACAGUUGAAAAAUAUAUAGCAAAUAGAAAUCCAAUAUGGAUGGUGUUAAGAGAUAGAUGGGAGGGGUUGACUGGAGCUGAAGGUUGGGACUAAUAACAAAUAACAAGAUAACUAAUGUAAAACAUACUGUGUCCAUAAUACGUAUAUAGGUUAAGAACUUUAGUUUUUAUUAUUUUCUAUAUUGUAGAAUAAUAGUGAAGACAUCAAAACAAUGAAAUAACACAUUGAGAGAAUGAUGAGUGUGCAAAGCUGUCAUCAAGGCAAAGGGUGGCUAUUUGAAGAAUCUCAAAUAUAAAAUGUAUUUUGAUUUGUUUAACACUUUUUUUGUUUUGUUUACUACAUGAUUCCAUAUGUGCUAUUUCAUAGUUUUGAUGUCUUCACUAUUAUUCUACAAUGUAAAAAGAAAGACCCUUGAAUGAGUAGGUGGGUUUAAACUUUUGACUGGUAGUGUGUGUGUGUGUAUUUGCAAAAAAAUAUAUAUGGGGGAUUGGAAGUGAUGCAGACAAUUACAUUGAUGGAAGUUACAAUCUAUCUGCAAUAUUAAAGCUGAUCUACCCCAUAAUAUGUUAUUUUAUUUUUUAUAGUGAAACCUUCCCCUAACUACUUCAUAUAAUAUAAGCCCAUAUUGAAUGGAAAUGUGCGUUUUGGAAACUUGACACAUUUAGCAUUUUCACUUUUGUUUCUUGUGGUCUAGGUGACAGAUUAUGCCAUAGCCAGACGUAUCGUAGACCUGCACUUUAGAAACAUGGAGUCUGUGGAGCGAGUUUACGCCACUGAUGAGAUCCAGAGAUACAUACUGUUUGCUCGACAGUUUAAACCAAAGGUAAUAAUUGCCCUUGUUGCAUUGGUAUUCCUCAUGUGUUGGGCUGUUUAGAUGCAGCGUUCAGUAAGACAUACCUACCGUUGCAUGCUUUCUGUCCCCUGUCGUUGGUGUGGUGCACUUUGACCCCAGAUCACGGCAGAGUCGAAGGAGUUUGUGGUGGACCAGUACAAGCGUCUGCGUCAGCGGGACAGCAGUGGCAGCACCAAGUCAGCCUGGCGUAUCACUGUCAGGCAGCUAGAGAGUAUGCUCCGACUGUCUGAGGGCAUGGCCAGGCUCUACUGCUCCGAUGAGGUUGGUCAGACACCUACUACUGAAGGAUACACCACCAUAUGUAUAGGCCCCUAUACAUUGUAGGGUAAAAAAGUCUGUCUUCAUUACUUGUUAAAAGCUAAUAAUUAUGGUUGUUUAUGUAACAGAGGUGGUUCAGUCAUUUUGCUCAUGUAAUGAAUAAACUUGCCUGAUUUCUGAGGAGUUGCAUUGAUGGUACAACACACAUCUUAACCCUUUGUUUUGACUUAUUUAAAGGUGCAUCCCAAACACGUUAAGGAGGCCUUCCGACUAUUGAAUAAGUCUGUCAUCAGCGUCGACUCCCCAGACAUCAACUUCGACCAGGAACAAGACAACAAUGGGGAAAUGAAUGGUAAGAAACGGUCACUUUCACCUUUGCAAUAAUAUAUUGAUUGAAAGUGAUACAUGUACAUGUCAGAAAUUGCUACGCUCUGUUCUCCAGAUCAGAAUGACAUGAUGGGCACUAAUACAGAGGAGGCUAUGGAAACAGAGCAUGGGGCAGGCAGACCUAAGAAGACCAGCACUGCGAAGCCUGCCCUCAAGAUGACCUUUGCUGAGUACAGAAGGGUCUCCAACCUCAUUGUUUUGCACAUGCAGAAGAUGGAAGAUAGUAAGAGCUUAAAGGGGCCAUCUACAGUUGAAACGAUAACAAAGCCUCACCCUUCCAGUGUUUUCGCAAAAAGCUGAGGGAUGGGGCUGGAGAAAUGUAACCCCUCUCAAAUUCAUAGAAAGAGCUAUGGAUGCAACCAAGAUUAAGAAGAAAUUAUAUAUAGCUAGAAAAAUAUAUAGAUUUAACCAUGUUUUGAGGCUAUACAGUGUUUGUUUACUCCAAUAUAUUACAAAUAUUGGAGUUAAACAAGCUUAUAUUUUGGGUUCUGAUGCGGUGACAGCUGAACUAAGCUCAUGAGGUAUUUAGAAGUUAUAUUCUUCAAUAAUCAAUGGGUGUAUAUAUCAUUUAUGUAAAUAAAUAGAUGUAGCAACUGCAGAUUGUCCCUUUAAACAAACUGAAAUGAUCCUUUCCUAAAUGUAUGAAUUUUUUAGAUAUAAUGAAUUCAAAGCAUACUAGUUUUGUCAGUGUUUAACAAAAUGUUUCAUUCUUACAGCUGACGAGGAGUCCUCACUGAAGAAAAGCGAGCUGAUUAACUGGUACCUGAAAGAGCUGGAGAGUGAGAUUGAGUCAGAAGCUGAGCUGGUUGCCAAGAAUAAUCUUAUAGAGAAAGUGCUUCACAGACUAAUCCAUUAUGUAAGUUAAAGCAUUGGAAAACAAGACACACUAAGACCAUAAACUACAAUGUACAGAAGAACAUUUAUGAUUUUCAUCUGUACACAAAGCAGUGCGUGCUUUUUGUAAAAUUGGUGAGUGACAUGCUCUGUAUUGUGUUCAUUUCAGGACCACAUUAUCAUAGAGUUAACAAAGACUGGGCUGAAGAAAGUUGGUGAUGAGGGAGAGGAACCUGUGAUCGAAGAGGACCCCUUCUUAGUGGUCAACCCCAAUUACAUCUUGGAAGAUUAG
This is a messenger RNA of Coregonus sp. 'balchen', 6490 nucleotides long. The record is from the annotation of a GenBank genome assembly. NCBI's taxonomy places the organism in Eukaryota, Metazoa, Chordata, Actinopteri, Salmoniformes, Salmonidae.